AGGGUCGCGCGGCGCACCGUAUGACGUGCCUGCGACACACCUUCCGGAAGGAAGCCCCAGCGGCCGACUAUGGCGACUGCGGCGGAGCAGUGGGUGCUGGUGGAGAUGGUACAGGCGCUGUACGAGGCUCCUGCUUACCAUCUUAUUUUGGAAGGAAUACUAAUACUCUGGAUAAUCAGACUUCUUUUCUCUAAAACUUACAAAUUACAAGAACGAUCUGAUCUUACAGUCAAGGAAAAGGAAGAAUUGAUUGAAGAGUGGCAGCCAGAGCCUCUUGUUCCUCCAGUCUCAAAAGACCAUCCUGCUCUCAACUACAACAUUGUUUCAGGGCCUCCAAGCCACAAAAUUGUGGUGAAUGGAAAAGAAUGUAUAAACUUUGCUUCAUUUAAUUUUCUUGGAUUAUUGGAUAACACUAGGGUCAAGGAAGCAGCUUUGAAGUCUCUAAAGAAGUAUGGUGUGGGGACGUGUGGACCUCGAGGAUUCUAUGGCACAUUUGAUGUACAUUUAGACUUGGAGGAUCGCCUGGCAAAAUUUAUGAAGACAGAAGAAGCUAUUAUAUACUCAUACGGAUUUGCCACCAUAGCCAGUGCUAUUCCUGCCUACUCGAAGAGAGGGGAUAUUGUGUUUGUAGAUAGUGCUGCUUGCUUCGCCAUUCAGAAAGGAUUACAGGCAUCACGGAGUGACAUUAAGUUAUUUAAUCAUAAUGAUAUGGCUGACCUGGAGCGACUACUAAAAGAACAAGAGAUUGAAGAUCAAAAGAAUCCUCGAAAGGCUCGGGUAACUCGACGUUUCAUUGUAGUUGAAGGGCUGUAUAUGAAUACGGGAACUCUUUGUCCUCUUCCCGAAUUGGUUAAAUUAAAAUACAAAUACAAAGCAAGGAUCUUUCUGGAAGAAAGUCUUUCGUUUGGAGUUCUGGGGGAGCAUGGUCGAGGCAUUACAGAACAUUUUGGAAUCAAUAUUGAUGAUAUUGAUCUCAUCAGCGCCAACAUGGAGAAUUCCCUUGCUUCCAUCGGUGGUUUCUGCUGUGGCAGGUCUUUUGUAAUUGACCAUCAGCGGCUUUCCGGCCAGGGAUACUGCUUUUCAGCUUCAUUGCCUCCAUUGUUAGCUGCUGCUGCAAUCGAAGCCCUCAACAUCAUGGAAGAGAAUCCAGCUAUUUUUGCAGUAUUGAAGGAAAAGUGCAAACGAAUUCAUAAAGCUUUGCAAGGCAUUUCUGGAUUAAAAGUAGUGGGGGAAUGUAUUUCCCCAGCAUUUCACCUGCAACUAGAAGAUAGUACUGGGUCUCGAGAAAAAGAUGUCAGACUACUUCAAGAAAUUAUAAAUCAAUGCAUGGACAGGAGCAUCGCCCUGACUCAGGCGCGCUACCUGGAGAAAGAAGAGAAGUGCCUCCCACCCCCAAGCAUCAGAGUUGUGGUCACAGUGGAACAAACAGAAGAGGAACUGGAGAAAGCUGCGGCCAUAAUCAAGGAGGUGGCCCAGUCCAUCUUGCUUUAGUGGAGUCUUGGGCCAGGUGGCCACCUGCCACACAACACACAGACAGACCUCUGAGUCAUUGCAGAGCAACCUGGAUGAAGGCUUGUGGAGAUUUGGUGGGAUGUUACCAGAUAGUGUGGAUCUGAACUCUGUAUAACCAUGCUGGUUAUUUUUUUAAAAGAAAACAUAUUGAAAAGCCCAGGAACUUUUUUUUUUUUUUGAAGAGAAAAACUAAUGACAGCAGAAAACUAGUAUUUAAAUUGUGCAAUUUAGUACUAUUUAAAUGUUUUAUUUUACUAAUGUUUUAUAUUGUUUUGUUGUUGUCAUUUAAAAUGGAGCCUCGGUUUAUCUCCUUUCCCUUCUAAUCUGAAAGAUUCUAGAAGCACUCCUCAGAUAUUUCAUAGAGAAAAAUUCUUUAGGCAUUAAAGCUUAAAGGAAUACUUCAACAUAUAUUAUGCAAAAUGUAUUUGAAGAUCUAAUUCAAUCACAUCUUAGUCUUCAUGUGAAGUUCAAUGGUGGCUAAAAAUAAACACUUUGUGUGAUUAUUAUAAACUUUUCGUUAUAAUAUAUUUGAAUCUUAGAGUUUUUAUAUGAAUUAAAUGUUGAUGUUGUGCCAUUUCUAACAGUUAGUUUUAGCAUCCCUAGCCAGAGAAUAUACAUUAUAUUUCCUAAGUAAGCAAUAAUUUAAAUCAAAUACUAUUUUAUCUUAAUAUAAUUGACAUUUACAUUUAUUAUGUGUUGACUUCUAACCUGCUUCAGGAAGAGAGUUAUUGUGAUGAUCCCAAAAUAUCAAUGAUAUCUUUGAUAUGUUAGAAUAUCUUGAAUGUAUUUUUUUCUUUUUUGUAUAGAGGUUUUCCCGGGGACAUAUAACUUUUUCUAAACUAUGGAAAAUGAGACUUUUUUUUUUCUUUUCACUAAAAAAUUCCAGUAUCUAAAAGAAGAUGUAGAAGCACUAAAAAAAAAAAAAAAAAGUUAAAGCUAUACUCUGGCUACCUAUUUCUUCUUCAAAACCAAGUUGGGUGGUUUAAAUAUUUGUAAUAAUGUGCUACAGAUAGCAGAGAAAUGAUAUUACACUAUCCUUAUUAAAGGUGAAAGAAUAAAAUUAUAAAGAUAUAUAUGUCAAUUUUUAUAAUCUAUUCAUACUAAUGAAUGGUCUUUAACAUCUUAUAAAUCACAUUUUUUAAUGCUCAGUUUCUGUUUUGCUCGAGGUGUUCCGUACAGACGUGCCUUGUGAUUGCUGCCGCUUUAGAGAGUAUAGUGUGCUCAGGGGGGUGAGUCAGUUUUGUUUUUUAAUGAAAUAAACCUACAUUCCUGUUAA
Messenger RNA from Erinaceus europaeus (western European hedgehog), 2788 nucleotides. It is a transcript of the gene SPTLC1, whose product is annotated as serine palmitoyltransferase long chain base subunit 1. The transcript is spliced from 15 exons. Bases 70 to 1491 code for a protein of 473 amino acids. The record is from RefSeq and is a predicted model, not a curated record. Gene Ontology annotation, cellular component: endoplasmic reticulum. Lineage: Eukaryota; Metazoa; Chordata; Mammalia; Eulipotyphla; Erinaceidae. Gene Ontology annotation, molecular function: serine C-palmitoyltransferase activity; pyridoxal phosphate binding. Gene Ontology annotation, biological process: sphingosine biosynthetic process; ceramide biosynthetic process.